AUGGCGAACAAAUUAACAUUAACUUUCCUUCUGUUCUUCGUUGCAUUGCUGGCCAAAGGAUAUGGUUUAACUUGGUGUUUACCUCAAAAUGACUAUUUUGAGAACAUUCAGACCCUUCUCAAUACGGUCGCCCCCCAAUACGGUGUGCAAUAUUCAGGCAUGAGAAAUGACACCCACCCAACAGUGCAACGCAUACUGGAUCGACUCGACAACGAUCGUGCUAAGCAAAUGUCCGCCAAACAGCGCAUCGAAGAGUACACGGCCGAAAAACUGAGGCAUUAUGAAGUGGCCCCAAUUGUGACCGGCAGUGACAAUGUGGUUGAUAAUCUCAAGGAAAUAUUCCACUUACUGGACAGUGAAAAUGAUAUGGUGCUAAAGGAGCUGGAGCAAUAUGAAGAGAAGUAUCUCGAAAACCUACAAAAACAUAACUUACUAAUGAAGCAGGAACAAACAUUGAGCGACGCGUACGCUGUACUAGAGAAAACAAUCAAUGAACGAAAUGUGACCCUAUCUCAGGCGAUCUCCAUGCACAACACUCUCCAAAAGAUCGUCAUCGAACGGGGGCUUGCAUAGUGUGCAUCGCCCGCAGGUCGCGUGACGGACAGUUACUGGAAGUGUUAAUAAGCUUUCCGCUCAUACCAUGUUGCUAUAAAUAAAAGAUUAAUCUCCUUUUA
Molecule: messenger RNA, 674 nt
Organism: Anopheles funestus (African malaria mosquito)
Lineage: Eukaryota; Metazoa; Arthropoda; Insecta; Diptera; Culicidae
Exons: 2
Coding region: 1-573 (190 amino acids)
Source: RefSeq, a predicted model, not a curated record